Messenger RNA from Saccostrea echinata, 1060 nucleotides. RefSeq names its product surfeit locus protein 1-like. Gene Ontology annotation, cellular component: membrane; mitochondrion. The record is from RefSeq and is a predicted model, not a curated record. Gene Ontology annotation, biological process: mitochondrial respiratory chain complex IV assembly. NCBI's taxonomy places the organism in Eukaryota, Metazoa, Mollusca, Bivalvia, Ostreida, Ostreidae. The transcript has 8 exons. Bases 56 to 1042 code for a protein of 328 amino acids.
UUCUCAAUUCGCAGUAGACUAAAACUUGUUUCCUAAAUGAAGAGUUCCCAAAACAAUGUCAAGACGUGUUUUAGCAAGGAUUUCUACGAAAGAUCUCUCAUUUCACAGCUGUAAUUGUGGAAGAGUUAGAAGGAAUGGGUGCCUUCUAAAUGAAAUUCAUUGUAUGAAGAAUGUUCCUAAAAGAACUUUAAUGGAUGUUCAUGAUGCUCCAAGUAAAUUUAAGAAUGCACCAAGAACAAAACCAUUAGUCAGACCAGCUAGUAUAUCAUUAAAUAUUUUUUUAUCAACAAUUCCGUUUUGGACUAUAGGCAUUGCCUACUGGCAGUAUCAGCGGAAAAGGGAAAUUGCGGAACUGAGAGGCAGAAUAGAAACACAAACUUCAAAACAUCCUAGUCCUGUAUCAAAGUUACUUGAUGAACCAGAUCAAAGAAAGUCAGAAUUUACAUAUGUAGAAUUGGAGGGAGAGUUUGAUAAUGAUCGUGAGGUAUAUAUAGGAUACAGAGCCAAUGUCAAACCAGAAUUAACACCAGAUGGAAGUAAAUGGCAGAAAGGGGUUCUCGUUGUCACACCUUUCAAGCUUAAGGAUACUGGAGAUGUUGUACUGGUGAAUCGUGGCUGGGUACCAUUGCAGUGGACUAGUCCCACAAAAACAACAGCUAAGCAGGCCACUGGUGUGGUUAAGAUCACCGGUCUGAGCAGGGCAUCAGAGAGGAAAAAUCCCUUUGAUUUCCGACCAACUCAGGACUCUUUAAAUAAGAAGUUUUUUAGCCAUUUAGAUGUGGACACCAUUGCUCACUUUCUGAAAACUAAGCCUGUAUUUGUAGAUGCUGAUCUAGAGAGUUCAAUUCCUGGUGGACCUAUUGGAGGACAAACAAAAAUAAUGCAUUACAACUCCAUCCGAGAUCUUAGUUUAAGCUUUUUGAUGAUAACAGCAGUAUUUGGACUGUUCUGGUUCACACAGAUCCAUCCACAGAGAGCAGCACAAAAAUAUGUCAAAUUGUAUUAUGCCAAUAAGCAACAUAUUGUGACAAAUAUUAAAUAAUUUUCUAAACUUUAUAAA